Aspergillus wentii DTO 134E9 is the source of this 1780-nucleotide messenger RNA. RefSeq names its product bZIP transcription factor. The transcript is spliced from 4 exons. The coding region runs from base 491 to 1684 and encodes 397 amino acids. Gene Ontology annotation, molecular function: transcription cis-regulatory region binding; DNA-binding transcription activator activity, RNA polymerase II-specific. Gene Ontology annotation, cellular component: RNA polymerase II transcription regulator complex. NCBI's taxonomy places the organism in Eukaryota, Fungi, Ascomycota, Eurotiomycetes, Eurotiales, Aspergillaceae. The record is from RefSeq and is a predicted model, not a curated record.
CAUCUUUAAAACUGCUGACCCGGAAGACUUUUUCCCUGGGCACUUACCGAGCCUUCCUUUUUUCCCCCAUUUUUCUUUUUUUUUUUCCCUUUCUUUUUAGUAAAUAAUUUUACCUCACAUCUUUUCUUCCCUCCCACCCCCAUUAUUCUAUUCUAUUAUUCUUGUCUUUCCUCCUCUCUCUCUCUCUCCUCCCUAUCUCCUUCCCUCGUCAAUUUCCUUUAUGUCACGCCUUCGUUAACCUCGUCUCGCACGUCCCAUUCUACCGCCCAGCCGCGCGUUUCCUGCGUCUGCGAUUCUCUCCUGGCUCUUCAUACUGGCAGUUUUGCUUCCCAGUAAGACCCGCCGCCCUCCGGUUCGGCCUUUUUCCUUUGUCAUUGUGAUACAGGGUGGAUAAAAUCAAUUUAUAAAAUCAAUCUCAAAUUAAAUCAAUCCUUCUCAAAAAAGAAAGAGAGGGGUGGACUUUACCACCCGCCAGAGUCCAAUGGUCUCUAUGGUUGAUACCUCCAAUUCCACUCACAAUGACAUGGUCAUGGACUCUGUCAUCCCCAAGACCGAGCCUAUACCGGAGGGCUCUAUCAGCUCGUCCGUCUCAACCCCAGAGGCUGAGGGAGAGGCCUUGACGCAGGAUGUGGCCCAGACGCAGAAGCGAAAGGGUGGAAGGAAACCUAUCUAUGCCACCUCGGAGGAACGUAAACAACGCAACCGUCAGGCUCAGGCUGCCUUUCGAGAACGUCGCACCGAAUACAUCCGCCAGCUCGAAACCACUAUCAAGCGCAAUGAGGAUAGCUUGCAGACCCUGCAGCAGAACCAUCGUAGCGCUGCCGAUGAGUGUCUGAUGUUGAGAUACAAGAAUUCUUUGUUGGAACGGAUCUUGCUCGAGAAAGGAAUUGAUGUACAGGCCGAGCUGCGAUUGAAGACCGGAACACCCAGUGGAGGACCGGCGAAACCCACCCCUAUGACAGCCAAACCCCCAUCCCUCGAGCGCGCAGCAGUGAACCGGAAUUCUGCACAACGGCACCAAGCUGGCAUUGCUCCUAAGGGGGAACCGUUUGGCAUGUCCCAACACCGCGAGGGUGCCUACGGUAUCCCGUCGCCCCAGUUCCAGGCCACGCCUCCUUCCCAUGUCUCAUCACCAUCGCACGCCAAAUCGCCCGGCAAUUUCGCUUUCCAAGGGGCCAUGUCCCCUGUCGGCGUGGAUCCCCAGCAACAGGCGCGCUCGCAGAUGCUGUCACACUCGAGGAACCUCAGUCAAGCAUCGCCGCCUCUGGGAAUGCCGCAAUCCGACUCAGCUGAGCCCAAGUCGACCGUGCCAGGUGCGGGACGGGGCUCCCGAGUUCCAUCGGCUUACUAUCCAUCUCCAUUCCAAAAGCAUUAUGAUCAACUAGAACAGGAAUAUGAUGCCCAAGCAGACCUCAUCGACGAUGACCACGACACGGUUGAUCCGUCUCCCUACGUUCCAGGCUUCAACGCUGCGUCAGUUCCGUCUGGCUCACAUUCCAUCGGAUCCCACGGCCUGUCGAAUUUCAACCCACAGGCUGGUGAAGGAUCCAAUGGAGCCUAUGGAAACACCAACAAUAUUAUGGGCAAUUAUGAACCCAUGUUGGAUGCAGAUCCAUUCGGACUGAGUGCAAGCAUGCACUUCCAAACUCCGUUCAGUUACGAGCAGAACAAUACCCGCCACUAGAGCCUUUUGCCUUUUCUCUCUGUUUAUUAUUUAUUACGAGUCUUGACUCACGUACAGUUUUUAUUUAUCUAUUAAAAGUACACAGCAAAAAAAAAA